AUGCCUGCCAAAGCUUUCGCGACACAAGAGUACAGUUUCUCAGAACGCGAAGCGAUGAACAUUUCAGACCAGAACCACUGCCUCGAGCCGUCAUCGCAAGCCAAAUACGCCUGUGGGGUUCGACGAUUUGUCGCUUUCUGCAAAUCCCAAAAUAUUCAAGAUGUCGUUCCGUCAGAAAUCAGCUUAGCGCAUUUCGUCUCGGUAGUCGGCAGAGAAGUUAAGCCAGGCACGAUGAAAACGUACCUAACAGGAGUCGUCCGCCACUACAAAGAAAAAUUCCCAGAAGUCACAACCAUCAGAAGCGGUGACAAAAUCAAAAAUUCGCUGACCGGUCAUUGCGUGAAAGUCACAGUUCGUGGUUUCGAAGGCUCGCGUAUGAUAAUUACGCGAGUGGCUCUCAAACGACAACACCUCCCUCCUCCGGACGAGAAAGUCAGUCGUUGGAAAGAAUAG
Messenger RNA from Melampsora larici-populina 98AG31, 453 nucleotides. RefSeq lists its product as uncharacterized. Bases 1 to 453 code for a protein of 150 amino acids. The record is from RefSeq and is a predicted model, not a curated record. The transcript has 3 exons. NCBI's taxonomy places the organism in Eukaryota, Fungi, Basidiomycota, Pucciniomycetes, Pucciniales, Melampsoraceae.